AUGCCUGAAGAGACACUUGCCUUCUGCCUUCGCCAGGUGGUUGAAGCCUUGGUGGCGUUUCACUCCCUCGGCAUCCCCCACGGCCGUGUGCACACCAGCAGUGUGUUUGUUCCCGAUGAUGGCGUUGUGAAGCUGGCCGGGACCUCGUUCCUGGAUGGCGAAGGGGAGGGAGGGGAGGGGGGAGGGGAGGGAGGAGGGGAAGAGGGAGAGGAGGGAGGGGAAGGGGGGAGGGGAGGAAGCAAGGUGCCGUGGUGUUCUCCUGAGGAGAUCAGAAAGGAGACAGUGGGAGCAGCAGCAGACAUAUGGGCAGUGGGCUGUUUAGCAGUGCACAUGGCAACGGGAGCAUUACCAUGGGCGCAAGUGGGGGACGAGGACCAAGUGCGGCUCUUCAUAGCACACAGCAGGGCUCUGCCAGACCUGCCGCCCGAUUCCUCGCCGCAGCUCAUUGAUUUCGUCGCGACCUGUUUGGACCGGGAUCCGUCGCGCCGCCCGACCGCCGCCCGGCUCGUCGACCAUCCUUUUCUAGCGGCAUGCUAG
Closterium sp. Yama58-4 is the source of this 537-nucleotide messenger RNA. Lineage: Eukaryota; Viridiplantae; Streptophyta; Zygnematophyceae; Desmidiales; Closteriaceae. The record is from the annotation of a GenBank genome assembly.